Molecule: messenger RNA, 1113 nt
Organism: Orbilia oligospora ATCC 24927
Lineage: Eukaryota; Fungi; Ascomycota; Orbiliomycetes; Orbiliales; Orbiliaceae
Exons: 3
Coding region: 1-1113 (370 amino acids)
Biological process (GO): retrograde vesicle-mediated transport, Golgi to endoplasmic reticulum
Cellular component (GO): Golgi apparatus; membrane
Source: RefSeq, a predicted model, not a curated record
AUGCACCCCCGGAUUAACCUUCCGCCCCUAACCAGGGCCAUCAUCGUCGUCGAACUCUGUCUGUCGCUCAUCGCCGGCGCCCUCCGCUAUAGUGCUUGGGUCUCCCGUGCCGCUGCAAACAACAAUGCUGCGCCGCUAGGUUCCCCUCCACCGGAAUUCCUGGCUUCGACACGCAUUCAGUAUCUCACUGUCGUUCCGGCGCUCAGCAUAAUAUACCCGUGGACUCUUGUGACGGCAUCGUUUGUGGAGGCGAAUAUCUUUACGCUGGUUAUUACCCUUGCUACUUUCUUUUAUGGAGGGAAGUACCUGGAGAGAGCGUGGGGAGGGAGUGAGUUUGCAAAGUUCUUGGGUGUCGUGUGUGUCGUUAGCAAUGUGGUCGCGCUCGGGGUCUAUGUGAUUUGGUAUGCAGUGACAGGAAGUAUUGAGAGAAACUUUACAUCUAUCUCUGGUGGCGUCGCCUUCCAAGCUGGAUUCUUGGUAGCGUUCAAGCAAUUGGUUCCGGAGCAUACUGUUACACUCUUCAAAGGCAUCAUCAAGAUGCGAGUCAAGCACUUCCCUGCCCUCUUCCUCCUCUUUACUUUCAUCUCCGGUCUAAUAAUCGGCACCGACGUCGCUGCUAUCCUCGCAAUAAACGGCUUCUUCACCUCAUGGGUCUACCUCCGCUUCUUCAAGAAACAAUACGUCGACCUCUCAGCUUCCCAACCAACCUCCCUCCGCGGUGAUGCCUCAGAAACAUUUGCAUUCGCGCAUUUCUUCCCAGAUAGGAUGUAUCCGGUCGUAUCUCCCAUCACAAACAUGGUUUAUGCGGCUUGCGUAGCAAUGAGGCUUUGCACACCCUUCUCGGACGAAGAUGUACAGGCAGGAAACAACAGGGUUGUGGCACAGAGCACUGCUGGCAUGGGAGGUUUUGCAGGUAUUCUGGGACCUCCAGGUGGAAGGUUAUCGGCUGCGAGACAGGAGGCAGAAAGGAGGAGAGCAUUAGCUUUGAAGGUUUUGGAUCAGAGGUUACAAGCUGCUACUACCGUUGGAGGUAGGAGUGGAGGGGAAGUACUAGGAGGUACGAGCUUUACGCCGGAAGAAGGAGAAGGUGGUAGAAGUGCGGGACAGUCGUAA